Messenger RNA from Phyllotreta striolata, 1503 nucleotides. The record is from the annotation of a GenBank genome assembly. NCBI's taxonomy places the organism in Eukaryota, Metazoa, Arthropoda, Insecta, Coleoptera, Chrysomelidae.
AUGGCGGCGAUAAACCCCGGAAAAAAUCCCGAAGAAGUUGUUUCGCAACUAAGAAACACUUUCAACAGCGGACGAACGAAGCCGGUCGAAUACAGAAUUCAACAGCUAAAAGAAUUGCACCGGUUGUUGGACGAAAAUUCGUCGGAAAUAUGGCAAGCCAUGAAGCAGGACUUGGGGAAAUCGAAGCAAGAGGCCUUCGUGUUAGAAAUCGAUUUCAUGCGCUUCGAAAUCCAACGAUACCUCCAAAACCUAAGCGACUGGGUCAAGCCCGAGAAAGUCCCCAGAGAUUUGCUGAACAUGAUGGACAAGGCUUACAUUAUUCGAGAACCUUACGGCGUCGCUCUCAUUAUAGGAGCUUGGAACUAUCCCAUCCAAGUGGUUCUGGGGCCGAUGAUAGGAGCAAUAGCUGCGGGAAAUUGCGUUCUAAUCAAACCAUCCGAGCUCUCCCCUGCUACCGCCAAGAUCCUGGAGGACCUUCUGCCGAAAUACUUAGACAGCGACGCUUAUAAAGUCUUCAACGGCGGCAUCCCGGAAACUAGCGAACUGUUGAAGCAGAGGUUCGAUUACAUCUUCUACACCGGCUCCAGCGCUGUAGGAAAAAUCGUCCACGCGGCUGCAGCUAAAUAUUUAACACCAACAACUUUAGAACUCGGUGGUAAAAGCCCGGUGUAUUUAGACAGUUCGGCGAACAUCGAAGUGGCGGCUAGAAGAAUCUUAUGGGGGAAGGUGGUUAACUCUGGUCAAACGUGCAUAGCACCCGAUUAUGUAAUGUGCACGAAGCAAGUCGAAGAGAAGUUUCUAUCCGCCAGCAGGAAAGUGUUGAAAGAGUUCUUCGGGGAGAAUCCGCAGGCAUCGCCGGAUUACGCGAGAAUCGUCAACGAGCGGCACUUCGAUAGAAUACAAGGGCUAUUAGAAAAAUGCACGGUGGCUAUAGGUGGGGAUUCGGACAGAAAAGACAAGUACAUUUCACCGACGAUUCUUACGGGCGUGUCUCCCGAAAAUCGCGUGAUGCAGGAAGAGAUAUUCGGGCCGGUGUUGCCGAUAAUCAACGUUGAUAACGCGUACGAAGCUAUUGCAGUCAUAAACAAAAUGGAGAAACCUCUAGCGAUGUAUUUGUUUAGUGAAAAUCAAAAAAUUAUUGACGAGAUAUUAACAAAUACGUCAGCGGGAGGUGUAUGCAUUAAUGACACCAUUCUUCAUGCUUCACCUUUCACUCUUCCUUUCGGAGGAGUCGGCAAUAGCGGGAUGGGCGCUUAUCAUGGAAAAUCCACCUUUGAAACGUUUUCUCAUAGAAAAUCGGUUUUGCAUAAGGAUAUGGGCGCGUUGGGAGAGAAACUAGGUUCUAUUAGGUAUCCUCCGUAUUCGGACAGAAAAUUGAACCUUAUGAAAACCGCUUUAACGCCGCCAAAACUUCGUUUUCCCACAAAACAUCUCGGUAAAAUUAUCACGUUUUUUAUUGGUCUUAUUGUUGCGCAAUUCUACAGAAAAUAUAACAUAUUCUAA